CCCAUGACACGGUAUUGAUACAAGGAUUAGACUAUUUUUUAUAUGUUUAACUUCAAUUUAAUUAUCGUAAGACUUCGGGCUGGAUACAUGUCGCGCGCAUUGACCUUUGAGCUGCUCAUGUAAUUGUGGAUGUUGUCGGCCCGAAUUUGUAUUGAUGUUUGGAGAUCUUAAAACAAAUUCACAAGUACUCCCACAUCUAAUAUGGACGCCGCGAGGAUACGACCGAAAAACACACAUUAUUGCAUUACCAAGGGAGGUAACUCUCGGAUCAUCAUGGCAGAGAGUUUUUCGGUGAUGCGUCAAAUCGACCAACAGUUGCUGAGUUGUGGGAUAUGUUUGGAAAGGUACAUAACGCCGAAGGUCUUGCCCUGUCUGCACACCUUCUGUCAGAAGUGUUUGGAUAGUUAUAUCCCUCCCGAAAGUCUCUCAAUCACGUGUCCAAUCUGCCGCCAACAAUCUAUACUGCCGCAAGAGGGCGUUGAAGCUCUCCAAUCCAACUUCUUUAUAACGAACUUGAUCGAGGUCAUCGAGAACCCGAAGGUUUGUCGGGAUUGUGGGAAGGAGAGUGGAACCUCUAUGUCCAAGUGUGUAGACUGUGGAGAUUUCUUAUGUGAGAAGUGUACAGGAUCUCAUCAGACGGAGGAUCUUACUAAAGAACAUAACGUCAUACUGCUGGCUGACGUCACAGCUUACGCAGAGAAAUCACUCGAUAUGACGCUUGUGUGUCCGAACCACGAUGGUAACUCAUUGUUGUACUAUUGUUGCGCAUGCGAAACGGCCGUAUGCAAAGAUUGCACCGAUGUGGAACACAUUGGUCACAAGACUAUGCUUCUUGAGGAGGCAAUUUUCGACCAAAAAGGUCAGUUGGAAGACUUGGUGAAGAAAGCCAGAGAACAGAUUCCAAAUUUGGAGACGGCUAUAGUCACCGUUGGGUCAGUUACGGAAAAUCUGCAUGAAAAUAAUGCUCACGCUGAAGACAAAAUCAAAACUGCAUUUGGUGAUCUAAGAAAAAUAAUGGAUGAAAGGGAAACUGCGUUGCUGGGAGAACUGGCGACAAUAUAUGACCACAAGAGAUCGACUCUGGGAGGUCAGAAAGAGAGAUUAGAAAGCAUCCUGUCUAGAAUAUCUAACUGUUGUGAUGUGACUGAUGAAACUCUAAAAAGCGGAAGUGAAACAGAAAUAUUGCUUAUAAAGAAAGAAAUGUCUGAAAAGUUAAAAGAACUGCCUGCUCUUAGACUUCAAUUCCAACCUGAGGAGAACGAGUGUUUGAUCUUUGACCCCAGUCAUUUUCAGAGUCUAAAAAAGUUAAUGGUCAAUGUUGGUAAUAUUAACAGUAAUAGUGCUAUAGCGUUCGAGACGGUUGCCAGUGGUGACGGUCUCAAGGUAUGUCACAUCGGAAGACCCUCUAUUAUCACCGUGACAACCAAGGACAGGAAAGGGGAGCUAAUCAAGAUAGGAUUUGCAUCUCUCUCCGCGGAAAUUCGCGAUGAUGCCGGUCACUCGCAAGCUCCGGCCAUUAUCGACCACCAGAACGGUAGUUAUGAGAUUUCGUAUACAGUUAAAAAGGAAGCAACCUAUGAGCUUGACGUCAAGCUUUAUGGCCAACAUAUUCGGGGAUCCCCAUUCAAGAUCAGGGCUCUUACUGGUGCGGAUGAAGGUUCUGAUCAAUUUGGGAGUUCGUCGAAAAUCCCUAGAACAGUUGUCAAGCAAAAGGGCACGAAACGUCUAUCAAGUUCAAGGUCACACGGAUCGAACCGUCGAAGCAACCCGAUCGAAGAUGAUCUCUUGAUGAGGAUAGGCAUCAAAGGUCGAAAUAAGGGCGAGUUUACAAACCCUCAAGGUGUGUGUGUGGUCGGAGGGAAGACACUUGUGGCUGAUAGUAACAAUCAAUGUGUUCAGGUUUUCAGUGAGAUCGGCGACUGUAAACUCAAAUUUGGGUCUCCAGGCCGAGUGGCGGGGAAACUGCAGAGACCCACGGGAGUCACUGCCACCCUGAACGGUAACUACCUAAUCGCAGACUACGAUAACAAGUGGAUAAGUGUCUUCUCCCCAGAGGGGAAGUACGUCAACAAGAUAGGGACCGGGAAACUGCUGGGUCCCAAGGGGAUCGCUGUCGACAAGAAUGGACACAUUAUAGUAGUAGAUAAUAAAGGAAGCUGUGUUUUCAUAUUUCAAUCUAACGGUAAAUUAAUAUCCAAAUUUGGUUCUCGGGGAAACAAUGACUGGCAGUUCGCAGGGCCACAUUACGUAGCUGUGAACAAAGAUAAUGAUAUACUGAUAUCCGACUUCCACAAUCACUGUAUCAAGGUGUUUGACGGUGAGGGGAACUUUCUCAGUAGUUUCGGAUCCAAUGGAGAAGGGAACGGUCAGUUCAAUGCACCCACUGGAUUAGCGGUAGACAGUAACGGCAACAUCCUGGUGGCGGAUUGGGGAAACUCAAGGAUACAGGUGUUUGACAGUACCGGAUCUUUCCUCAGUUUCGUUAACUCCUCCGCCGAGCCUCUUUAUGGACCCCAGGGAAUUGCGGUCACUGACGACGGUCACGUGAUUGUUGCUGAUUCCGGAAACCACUGUUACAAAGUCUAUAAAUACCUUCAAUGAAAAAAGAGUUCCUGAUUUCAUGAUUCAGAAGAUUAUAUUAGCAAGUGUGCUUCACAAUAACAUAUAACGGAUGCCUGUUCUAUUUGUUACACUUUCUUGUCAUUCGGAAUGCAGAUUUUGGACAAAACUCGGAAGCCAUCGGAACUCUACGUAAUCAUGUAUCAGAUACAAUAAACAAUAUAUAUAAUCUACAAAACAGAUCUGUUUUGGUUGCAAUCCUUCACUUUCAGUGUUCUUGCAGUUUGCACUCAAUAGUCCAUUUUGAUUUGGAUUUUUAACAACUAAAUCACUUCCUUGUUCCUACAGAUCUAUAAUAUUGUCACAGACUUUCCUUUUUUUUCUAUAGAUUUUUUUGCAUUAUCUGGCGUUAUUUAAAUUUACAUGAUGGUAAAAUUUAGCUUUGCGUUUAACUAACAUAUACUUUGUCAUUAUACAAAGGCAUAGAUUUGUCCUCAGUCAUUUACUGAACAUAUAUGUCAACUUAAAAAGCCUAAUGUCUGAAAGUCAUCAGUUUCAUAUCUCAGUACAAUUUAUAUGCAUUUUGAAUUCAUUUCUGCUAAAAAUAGAUUUUUUUUCUUAAUAACCAGAAAUUAGUUAUUAUUUUCUUCUAAGAUGACGCCAUUUCCAAAACCUUUAAAGAAAAAUGAUGUCUUAAAAUACAAAUGAUUCAAGUGAUACAAACAAAACUACAAUCAUUCAUUAAAUAAACAUAUAAAUAGAUAAAUAAAAGUGUAACCCUGUAUGUGGCCAUGUGAAUGAUAUUGCAUUGUGGACGCUGUGACGUCAGUGGUGGUUUGUGACGUCAAUGGUGGUUGUGAUUACAUGAAAUAUAUAUAUUGUGAUAACGAAGAAACAAAAAAUACUGAUAUUUCUGUGAAUGUUUCAUUGCACAUAGUAAGUUAGCCAAGAUUUGUGUUAUAUACUCACAAUUUAUAUAUUCAUCUAUAUAGUGCUCGGUCCGUAGCAAUUCUCUCUGCCCAACCCUAACCCCCUCCCCUCCUCUCCCUCACUGUGUCUUUCUUUCCUUUCCAUAUCUCCUCCUCCUUUUCACCCCCACCCCUGUCCUAACUAAAUCCACUCUCCUGAUAUAUUAACUAUUGAGCCCUUCUCCAUAUUCUCUAGAGCUUAUACCAUCUCCUCUCCCUCCCCUCCCCUCCAUAUAGAGUACUUUUCUCUUCCACUCCACCUCUACCCCCGCACAAAUCCCCACCCCCACCUCACCCCUCCUUACUCAAUCCCAUUAAGAAAAUUUCCCAUUUCGUCCCUCUUCACUAACCGACCUCAGUCAUCCCCCGUCCUUCAAGUGCUUUACAGUCAGGGCUGAUACCAAAUGAUAUACCAUUCCAUACACCUGUCGAUGAUGUAUCUAUCGAUAGAUGUACCAAUAGUGUUCUAUAUUAUGUUUGUAAUAAUACUCCCUAACCAGUCAUUUUAUAUAGCAAGAAAAAGGCAGUGAUUUUGAGAGAACUGGAUGUACUGUUUGGUCAAAUGAUGUCAUUCAUUGUGACCAUACUGUUUGAUGUCAUGUUUAAUGUAAAAAUGUGUAAUGUCAUGCUUGGCCAAUGGGCUGUAUGGUGACAUGUUUCAUACUGUUAUAGUCUAUGAUGUCAUAUGAUGUGAUAUCGUAAUGUGUGAUGUCAUGAUAUGACUUCAUACUGUGUGAUGACAUGAUAUUGUCAUAUUGUAUGAUGUCAUACUGUUUACUGCCAGCUUUGUGCUAUCAUACUCUAUAAUGUCAUGUUAUGUGAUGUCAGUGUGUGUGAUGUCAUAUUGUAUGAUGUCAUAUUACGUGAUAUCGUAUUGUGUGAUGUCAUACGAAUUGACGCAAUGUCGUGUAAUGUCAUGAUAUGACCAUAGAUCAUGAUGUCAUAUUAUGUGACGUCGUAAUGUAUGACGUCAUGGCGUGACCAUACUCUAUGAUGUCAUUUGGUGUGAUGUCACACUGUAUGAUGUCAUGUGGUGUGAUGUCAUACUGUAUGAUGCCAUGUGGUGUGAUGUCAUACUGUAUGAUGUCAUUUGGUGUGAUGUCAC
Molecule: messenger RNA, 4632 nt
Organism: Pecten maximus
Lineage: Eukaryota; Metazoa; Mollusca; Bivalvia; Pectinida; Pectinidae
Product: tripartite motif-containing protein 2-like
Exons: 3
Coding region: 202-2601 (799 amino acids)
Biological process (GO): proteasome-mediated ubiquitin-dependent protein catabolic process; protein polyubiquitination; negative regulation of translation
Molecular function (GO): zinc ion binding; protein binding; translation repressor activity
Source: RefSeq, a predicted model, not a curated record